GGAAUGCACAUUUCAGCCUUAACACCGCUCUGUGGAACGCCCAGAGUCCCGGAGCACCGGAGCCCAGCCACGACCGAGGGUCUGUUCCUGCCACGCCGCCCAGGCUGCAGGCCGGGGCCGGGCGGGGCCGGGCCCGGUGCCCGGCGGAGCGUUGCCGGGCGACGGCGGCCGCCCCGCAGCAUGGCCGGCCCCGGCCCGUGGCCGCCGGGCGCGGGAGGGUCGCGGUGGGCAGAGGAGGCUCUCGGUAUCGCGGCGGCAAGGAGGCGGCCUGCCCUCGCUGCCUUCUCCGCCUUCAGCUUCAUCCCGCCCAGACGGGAAGGGCCUCCGGAGCUCAGCUAUUUCAACCGGGCGGCCAAGACAGAACAUGUUUUCACCUAUGACACCAUUUUUAGAAUACCAGAAGGUUACAACAAGUAUCUUCCUCGCUGUGACAGAAAACACGCAAAAGGUCAUGGUCUCAACAUCAAUGAGGAGGAAAUGGCAAGACCUGUUCCUGUGUUGUCAUCUUCAGAGUAUGGGAAACGUGUAAACAAGCCCUUAGAGCAGCCGACCAAAGAACAUGCAAGGGCUAAUCACCUCCAUGCAGCAAUAUACGGGGAAAAGCGCAGCACUCGCUUAUUGGAAUAACCUCCAAGACUGGAUCCAUGUUAAAUCUCUUGCAUCUGUCAUUGCCAGCAACAUUUAUGUGAAAAAAAAAAACACAUCAAAAAGCAA
This is a messenger RNA of Corapipo altera (White-ruffed manakin), 714 nucleotides long. It is a transcript of the gene CFAP90, whose product is annotated as chromosome unknown C5orf49 homolog. Bases 4 to 627 code for a protein of 207 amino acids. The transcript has 3 exons. NCBI's taxonomy places the organism in Eukaryota, Metazoa, Chordata, Aves, Passeriformes, Pipridae. The record is from RefSeq and is a predicted model, not a curated record.